Brenthis ino (lesser marbled fritillary) is the source of this 894-nucleotide messenger RNA. Lineage: Eukaryota; Metazoa; Arthropoda; Insecta; Lepidoptera; Nymphalidae. The record is from the annotation of a GenBank genome assembly.
AUGAGCGAAAUAGCUACAAAGUCCUCACCCAAUAAAACUACACGUAAGACUCCGCAGCCAGCCGACGACGAACCUAAAUCACCCGUACGUAUAACUAAAGCACGUAAGCAGCAAAAGAGAAAACGUGAAGGAUUAAACGAAGAUGACGAAUGCUAUGGUCUAAUGGAUGAAAUGAAGAAAUUGUUUGAUGAUUUCAAAUGCCAGCAAAAUAAAAAAUUAGAGCUCCUUCAAUCAUCUAUAAACUCAAUUAAACAGCAAAAUGAUGACUUUCGGGCUACUUUAGAAUUCAUAUCGAUGCAAUACGAUGACAUAAAAACUAAAGUAGAUUCUCUCGAGCUGGAUAAAAAGACGCACCUUGCUCAUAUACAGUCCCUUGAAACAAAGAUCGAAAAUCUGGAAAAGAACCAAAAUAUAUCUGCCGUCGUCAUCCGCAAUGUACCCCAUAAAAGUGGGGAAAAAAAAGAACAUUUACAAAAUCUUAUUGAAAAAACUGGCACCCUACUAAACAUUACGGUCGGAAAUUCCGACAUAAGAAACAUCUAUCGAAUAAAUUCUAGUAAAAAUAAUAACUCAACAAUAAUUGUAGAUUUCUCAACGGUCACAAUGAAAGAUCGCUUCCUAGGGGCCUUUAAAAACUAUAAUAAAACCAAUAAAAAAAACAAGUUCAACACAAAUUUACUAAAAUUAGAUGGCCCCGAAAAACCUAUCUAUGUGUCCGAGCAUCUUACUUUUAAAUGUCGCAAGCUGUUCUCCCUUACACGUGAUUUUGCGACAAAAAACAGCUACAAAUAUUGCUGGACUACCAACGGCAGAAUAUAUUUACGAAAAACUGAAGGAUCCCGUCAUAUCCGUAUUGAUUCAGAGUGCGAUCUAGACAAGUUAAGUGAGCAACUG